Molecule: messenger RNA, 1113 nt
Organism: Spirodela intermedia
Lineage: Eukaryota; Viridiplantae; Streptophyta; Magnoliopsida; Alismatales; Araceae
Source: the annotation of a GenBank genome assembly
AUGCCAGCCGAAUCAAUGGGGGCUCUUCAAAGCCGCAAUCUUCAUUAAUUUCUUCAUUCAUGGUGUCGCAGUUCACUCUGGCUUGUAUCAAGAUGGGCCGGCCAGAGCUGGCCCAGCGGGCAGUGGCGGCGGCUGAGAGGCGGCUCUCCGACGACCAGUGGCCGGAGUACUAUGACACACGGACGGGGAGAUUCAUUGGUAAGCAAUCCCGGCUUUUCCAGACGUGGACCAUAGCCGGCUUCCUCACCUCCAAGAUGCUGCUGGAGAGACCGGAGAUGGCCUCAAUUCUGAGCUGUGAGGAGGACCUCGAUCUUCUGGAGGGCUGCGCUUGCAGCUUGAACAAGGGCGGGCGGAAACGGUGCUCCCGGAUUGCCGCCAGGUCCCAGAUCCUCGUCUAAUUCCGCCAGCUUCCCCAUACCCCAUUCAUACUGUAUAGAAAGUAAGAGAAAUAAUCCCUCUAGAGAGAGAAAGGAGGUGGAGAGAACAUCUCUCUCUCUCUCUACUCAUAUGCCUGGUGUAUCCCACCCCUAUGGCCACGUGCUCGUGUUUUAGCAGAGAGCCGCUGCCAGGGGUGGGGGCAAGGAGCCGGUGUGGGCUCGUUCAAGGAGGCUUGAGCGACUGCCUGCUGUCGGGUCCUCUUGAGCAGGUGUUUUUAUCCAAAUGGUGUUGGUGAUUUCCGAUUCAUUUUGUUUCCAACACUUGCUCAUACGCUCGUUCUUAAAUUUGUAGAGAGAAACCCACUGAUGUGCUACUGACUGCCUUUGAGCUCAUAAAAGACCAUUCCGUCUGUCUAUUGUAGAGGUAAUCUCUUGAGCUCGUAGUGCAUGCUGAGAGUAUGGAUCGACCCUCAAGUCGGCUGUCAGAGAGAGAAGGUGGAGAGCUUCUACAUGAUAGUGUGGGCCUCUCUCUCUCUCUCUCUCUCUCCCUCUCUUAUAUCUGUAGAGAGAAUCUAAGAGCAGGUUGACCGGGGCUGUACAGCUCGGCUGCUAUGUGGGGGCUGGGGCACUCCCUGCAGAGAGGGAAAGAGGACGUAAGGGAGACACGGAAAGAGAAAGUGAGGACCGGAGAGAGAGAGAGAGAAAGGAAUAUUUUUCUUUUUUAAGUAUUGUUUGA